GAUAAGCGUUAAAUUUGGCUUAUCACCUAAUGACCGGCCUAUUAAAAGAAAAGUUUUUGGUAACAACCGAACAGUUCGAGCGUAACAUUGCCAGUUAACGGAUUGACAAUAUGGUUGUACUCAACAUUAAAAACGAGGAGCUGGAGCAUGGCCAACAGAAGGAGAACAUAUUGGAGGACAAGCUGAUCUUUCCCGAUUUUCGCAGCGGCCCGUUGGACGAAUAUAGAAAGAAAGCAAGCUUCUGUUACAAGCGCCUCAACAUUGUGCUCGAGGGAGCCGACCACAUCCGGCUGAAGCACAAGGUCUGGCAAUGGAUGGAACAGCACCCCGAUUUUCAGAGAGAGCCGGAGGUGCCCAGUUUGGAGCGAACACGUCAGUUGGCCAAUAAGAGGCACCAUUUGCUCUGGGAGCAGAACUUUUUCGGCGUCAACGAGUACCUCUCCACGCCACAUUUGCUGCUGGCAUUUGGACAGGCCAUCUUCAGCUAUGACUUCAGCGCCUCGGUCAAGUUUUCUCUCUCGAAUGGCAUGUUUCCCAGCACUUUGGUGUCCAAUGGCACUGGACGCUUGGGCAAGUAUGUGGCCAAGAUAGCAGAUAAUCGCAUACUGGGCGCCUACGCGUUGACCGAAAUCUCACAUGGCACCAACGCGCUGGGCAUGCGGACACGCGCGACUUACGAUGUGAAGACGCAGGAGUUUAUUAUCCAUACGCCGGACUUUGAAGCGGCCAAGUGUUGGGUGGGAAACUUGGGCAAGACCUGCACACAUGCCAUUGUUUAUGCGCAGCUCUAUGUGCCGGAUGAUAAGCAUCAGGGCUUGAACAUGUUCCUGGUGCCUAUUCGCGAUGAGCGCACGCUGUUGCCCUUCCCGGGCGUCACAGUCGGUGAUCUCGGCGAGAAAAUUGGCCUCAAUGGCAUUGAUAAUGGCUUUGUAAUGUUCGAUCGCUAUCGCAUUCCGAAGGCGAACUUGUUGUCCAAGACUGGCGACAUUGACGAGCACGGCAAUUACAGCAGUCCCAUUAAGGACAAUCGCAAGCGCUUGGGAGCUUCAUUGGGCGCCUUGUCUGCCGGACGUGUCAAUAUUUGCGCCAUCACGUACGUGGCCCUCAACAAGGCGAUCAGCAUAGCUACGCGCUAUUCGGUUAGUCGCCGCCAGUUCGCUCCGAACGACAAGGCGGAGGAGUGGCCCGUCAUUGAGUAUCAAUCGCAGCAAUACCGGCUGCUGCCCUAUUUGGCCACCACGAUCGCGAUGCGCGUCGUUACACUGUGGAUUGGCAUCGAGAACACAAACAUGACUAUGAAGGGGUUCAUGGGCGAGGACACUUCGAAGAUGGGCAUGGAAAUUCACGCCAUUUCGUCGGCUCUCAAGCCAGCCUGCACCUGGGCGGCCCGGGAUGGCAUUCAGGAGUGCCGCGAGGCCUGUGGUGGUCAUGGCUAUCUCAGGGCAAGCGGUCUGGGCGAUUUGCGCAACGACAACGAUGCCAAUUGCACUUACGAGGGCGAGAACAAUACUCUGAUACAGCAGGCCUCCAACUGGUUGGUCGGGUUGCGUCGCAGCAACGCAGACUUCCAAGAUGUCUCGCCUUUGGGCACUGUGGCGUUCCUGAAGGACGCCAAUCUUCUGCUAAAGGCUCAGGCUAAUGAGCGUAGCGUGCUGGAGGCCCUGGAUGUGAACAAUAUUCUAAAAGCUCUUAACUGGUUGACCGCCUGGCAGUUGGAUAAGACAGUCGAACGUUUCGAGGAGCUUCGCAAAGCUGGCCGAGAUGCUUUCGAAACGCGUAACAACAUUCAAGUGUUUGCCGCACAAAAACUAUCCAUCAUCUACGCAGAGCACACCAUGUACUAUGUGUUCCACAGAUUUGUCACCGAGCUGCCGGCUUCCGCUGAGAAGGAUAUUCUGGUGAAAGUGUUGGCCUUUUACGGUGCGAAUUUGGUGGCAAAGUACUCGGCACUUUUCUACCAAGGUGGCUAUUUCCGCAACAACGCGCACAUCGAGCUCUACCAGCGGGGCAUACUGGAGCUACUGCCUGUGCUGAAGGAUCAGUCCAUAGCGCUGGUGGAUGCCAUUGCGCCCACAGAUUUCAUACUCAACUCGCCACUGGGCAUGAGCGACGGCAAUGUGUACCAGCAUUUACAGCGCACCAUUGUGUCCACGCCUGGCGUUUACGAGCGUCCGGAUUGGUGGCGCGAAGUCACAUACAAAGAUUAUUUAAAACGCGCCAAGUUGUGAACCAGAGUAUUUGUAGGCGUUAUUCCCUUUACUUAAAUGCUUAAACACGGGUGAUUUGUGCAUUAUUAUCACUAUUUACUACACUCAUAGAAAAUCAUUGUUAUACAUUUGGUUAGGUUUUAAUCUUACGUACGAUCACAGUCAAAAAACGGCGUGGAUGUUGCUAAAUAAGUUAUGUACAUACGAUAUCGAUCUAUCAAAAUAUAAACUAAAACACAGUAGA
Scaptodrosophila lebanonensis is the source of this 2451-nucleotide messenger RNA. It is a transcript of the gene Acox3, whose product is annotated as peroxisomal acyl-coenzyme A oxidase 3. Lineage: Eukaryota; Metazoa; Arthropoda; Insecta; Diptera; Drosophilidae. The record is from RefSeq and is a predicted model, not a curated record. Gene Ontology annotation, molecular function: fatty acid binding; pristanoyl-CoA oxidase activity; FAD binding. Gene Ontology annotation, cellular component: peroxisome. Bases 111 to 2228 code for a protein of 705 amino acids. The transcript has 8 exons. Gene Ontology annotation, biological process: lipid homeostasis; fatty acid beta-oxidation using acyl-CoA oxidase.